Molecule: messenger RNA, 1927 nt
Organism: Rhopilema esculentum
Lineage: Eukaryota; Metazoa; Cnidaria; Scyphozoa; Rhizostomeae; Rhizostomatidae
Source: RefSeq, a predicted model, not a curated record
UUGAACAGUAAGCAGUUUUCUGUGUAACUGCAAUCAUGAUGGGUUGGCAGCAUUAUCUUUAUUUAUUUGCUGUUGUUGAGUUGAAAUUAUGUUAUUCUUCUGAAAUGGAGCAGAAUCUACCCAGAGGCCAUUUGCAGCCUUUAGGAGGUCAUGCUGAUCCAGAUACCGUUCCUGAAUUUAACCCAGGCAGUUAUCCAACCCCGGAAGAGUUUUGGAAGAAAUUUGUCAAACCAUCAAAGCCUGCAGUUUUUAGGGGUGCCACCAAGAGUUGGGGAGGUUACACUAAAUGGACCGACGAAUAUUUGAUUAAAAACUAUGGGGAUUUUGAGCUGCGACUCGAGGGACGGAAAGAGAAAUUUGGCAGAACACCAUAUGGAGUUUUGGGUGUUGGAAGGGACACAAUGGAGCAUUUUGUAAAAAGUUAUCAUAAUCCAGACCACAAGGGAUAUAUUGUAACAGAGUUACCAGAGCCAAUGUACCAUGAAGCUGGUGUGUUACCAUUUAUGACCUGUGGAACAUUUAGGCAUCAAAUGGUAGAGGUCGAUUUCUGGAUGAAUGGUGGGAAUGCAAGCAGUGUCUUACACAAAGAUGCUUUUAAUACAGUGAACUGUCUUUUAAAUGGGACCAAGGAGUGGAAACUGAUUGCUUUAGAGCAGGAGAAGAACAUCUACAAGGCAUGGGAAGCUGCCCCUUCCUUUGGAGGAUAUUCUAAAAUAAAUGUGCAUUCUGUGGACUUACAUAAGUACCCAAAGGUUUCACAAGUGCCAUGGCAAUUUACAAAGAUUGAGAAGGGAGACUGUUUGUUUCUCCCCAAAGGGAUGUACCAUAAUGUGUUGUCAUAUGGAUCAAACAAUGUUGCUGUUGCCCUGUUGUUUUCCAGGUUUGACAGGUACAAGAAAAGGGAUCUGGAUUUUAGUGACUGUGACAAUGUGACCCAAGAAUCAAAGCCAUUAAGUGAUUUUAUUGUUGAUUGGAUGUACCCAGGUAAAGGAGAUCUCUCUAUGGGAAAUGCUGACCUUGAAGAUGUUCGAAUUGGCAUGCUUGAAAAUGUUAACAAAAAAGGUAUAUACACUCUUAAAAGACUUAUAAAGGCAGUUCAUAAAAUAUAUUCCGAGAAAGAUAUCAAGUUUGCUAGAGAUUAUGCCACAAAGGCUUAUGAGACUUUGACAAAUGGAGCAGAAAAUCUUACACAAGAAAUGAUAAGAGCAUUUUCUAAAGAGAAGUUGAGAGUUGCUGCCAUGUGCUUUGAAAGGGUUGACCCAUCAAAUGCUCCAUGGUUUGAAUAUAACAGCAUAGACCCAGAAGCAAUAAAAGAAACACUAUUGCUUCAUUUGAAAAAGCACAAAGGUAAUUUAUCAAGAGAAAAAUUCCUUGAAGUCUAUGUAGAAGGCCUGGAAGGAUCCCAAACAUUUGGCAACAGAUUUUUUGACAUUCUUGGUGGGGAAAAUGCAAAUACAGUUUCUCAAGAAAUGGCAAAGCGCAAUUUGCCAAUUGCUCUCGAAAAAUACAAUGAACGACAAGUGGAGGGAGAAGAGGCUGCUACUCCAGAAAUCUACAGACAGGCAAAGAAGCCAUCUGAUUAUGAUGAGGGUGAUGUUGACACUAUGCUUGAAGAAGAAAAAAGAGAAAGGACCAAGAGAUAUUUGGUCGGAGAUGAUGAAGAGGAACAAGAAGAGGAACAAGAAGAGCCUGAAGAUGUUGCAGAUGAGGAUGAGGAAAUGGACAAUGAAUUUGUUCCAAUUAAUGGAAAAACAGAACAACAUGACGAGCUUUGACAUGUAGAUGCGAGCAUUAGGGCUGUUGUAGUUAAUUUUUCUGUUUCAUCUUAAAUGCUUAUUUUUAUGUUGUCAGCCGUUUUUCCUUACAUAAACAUCCUUUAAUGAAAUGUAUUUUAUUUUGUCGGAAUGAAUCUUAUCUCUCUCUAAGA